This is a messenger RNA of Syngnathus typhle (broad-nosed pipefish), 2313 nucleotides long. It is a transcript of the gene chrnb5a, whose product is annotated as cholinergic receptor, nicotinic, beta 5a. Gene Ontology annotation, biological process: monoatomic ion transmembrane transport; nervous system process; regulation of membrane potential. Lineage: Eukaryota; Metazoa; Chordata; Actinopteri; Syngnathiformes; Syngnathidae. The coding region runs from base 150 to 1682 and encodes 510 amino acids. Gene Ontology annotation, cellular component: neuron projection; postsynaptic membrane; synapse. Gene Ontology annotation, molecular function: acetylcholine-gated monoatomic cation-selective channel activity; transmembrane signaling receptor activity. The transcript is spliced from 9 exons. The record is from RefSeq and is a predicted model, not a curated record.
CUCCAAGUCCGAGCUUCGUUUUAAACCUGAAGUGGCUCAAGUGGGGAGGUGCGUGCGCGCCCUCGGAAGACGCAUCCCAAAUACAUACAAAUUAAACUACUUUGUGAAAAAGGAGAGAAAGGGAUCUAAGAUUUUAAGUUUGAUCGAGGAUGGGGAUGAGAAUCAACGCCGUUCUCCUUCUUGCUACACUCUGUUUUACAAGCAGCAGAGCAGAGAGUGCUGAGGAGCGGCUGGUUAAUUUCUUGUUAGGUCCUGAACGCUACAACAAACUGAUCCGACCGGCUGUCAAUAAGAGUCAACAGGUCACCAUCUCUAUUCGAGUGUCACUGUCUCAGCUCAUCAGUGUGAAUGAGCGAGAGCAAAUAAUGACGACCAACUUGUGGCUGUCUCAGGAGUGGAAUGACUAUAGGCUGAGAUGGGACCCAGAAAAAUUUGAAGGCAUAAAGAAACUUCGAAUACCCUCCAAACUCCUCUGGCUUCCUGACAUUGUGCUGUACAACAAUGCGGAUGGUGUGUAUGAAGUGUCCUUCUAUUGCAACACUGUGGUCUCCAACACGGGGGACAUUGUUUGGCUCCCCCCGGCCAUCUACAAAUCAGCCUGCGCCAUUGAAGUGCAGAACUUUCCCUUUGACCAGCAGAACUGCACCCUCAAGUUUCGCUCCUGGACGUACGAUCACACAGAAGUUGACCUGAUUCUCACUAGUGACUUCGCCAGCCGCGAUGACUUCAAACCCAGUGGAGAGUGGGAUAUCGUCUCACUCCCAGGACGGAAAAAUGAGGACCCGAAUGACAUCACUUACCUUGACAUUACCUAUGAUUUUGUUAUCAAGAGGAAGCCGUUGUUUUAUACCAUUAAUAUGAUCAUCCCUUGUAUUCUGAUCACCUCUCUGGCUAUUCUUGUGUUUUACCUGCCAUCAGACUGUGGCGAGAAGAUGACCUUGUGCAUCUCAGUGCUGCUGGCACUCACUGUGUUCCUGUUACUUAUUUCAAAGAUAGUACCGCCCACCUCCCUUGCAGUACCUCUCAUUGGUAAAUACCUGAUGUUCACCAUGGUGCUAGUCACGUUCUCCAUUGUGACCUCCGUGUGUGUUCUGAACGUCCAUCACCGCUCACCGUCCACUCACCAUAUGCCUGAAUGGGUGAAUCGCCUCUUUCUAGUACAACUUCCUACUUUGCUUCUUAUGAGGCGUCCAGGUGCAAAUAAAGUCCGUGACAAGCUCAGGCGGAAGUAUCGUGACCGCAGCGCGGCCAGAAAAAGUCCUUCUCAGACUGCAACUGAUAGACAUCGUUUCUCAAAUAUAAGACUUGGUGGGAUUCAAGAAAAUUCUGACUCAUUCUAUGUGAAUGCGGAUUGGGCCCACAAGUAUUGUUGGAGGGUGUCAGACAUUCCGGAUGCAAGUGGUGGAUGUUCAGACACCCCAAGGCCUUUGCGCUCUCAAUGGGAUGCCGACCUUGAGGAGGCAGUGGAAGGUGUGAAAUACAUCGCUGAGCACAUGAAGACAGAAGAGGAUGAUGAAGGAAUAAUAGAGGACUGGAAGUAUGUAGCCAUGGUGAUAGACCGUUUGUUUUUGUGGAUCUUCAUCCUGGUGUGUGUGAUAGGAACACUCGGGCUCUUCAUGCAACCUCUGUUCCAAAGCUACAACACACCAACUGCUGAUAAUGCUGAGUAUGGAGAUUUCUAGGAUGCAAGAAUAAAAUUGUCUCUCAUUGACCAGAGUUGGCACACUAUACCUACUACAUAUAUCCUAUACCUAUAUACACUCUACUUUUCUGAUCUGCUAUGUUGGUGGAAAUUACACUUUAAACUCUGUUGUGCAGUGGCAGCUGGAUGAGUUUUCUCUUCCAGCGAUAUGGACAGAUUUGUAUGUACGGUACAUAUGUACAUUCUUUUAAUUAUAUGUCAUAUGUAUGACAAAUGUGAAAAUAAGUCAUAGUUUCUAUAUUGAAAGCUUCAAGGUAGAAACAAUGACAAGGAAACUCUUUUGGCCUACCUUUUAAUUUGACUAGACUGCACUUCCACUGCUCUACCACCUUUGUUCUACUUUUUAACACAAUGUAAUCGUAGUCUUUUGAAAUAGAUGGUUAACUUUCAUAAUGUAGAGACUAAAUGUUAACUACAGCAGUGGUAACUUUCCCAUUUUUAGUUCAUUCCUACUAUGAAAUUAGGUUUACCAAACACAAAUGAUUUAACGAGGUGUAUGUUUUUGCUGUGGCACUACUGGCACAAAAAAAUGUAUGUAUGAAUUUAUAUUCUAUCUGUUGUUCCAUUACCAGGCCUUGAAAUACAAGAUUAAAAAGAGGCAUAAAUUGUAA